AUGUCAUUUUCUUUAAAACUUUACAAUAACUAUUUUUAUUUUUAUGAAUCCCAACCAUUUCUUCGCCAUCUUUCUCCCUCCAUCCCUAAAUUUUCUAACUUACCUUCAGACGCAAGGACCACCCAAUGGGAGGAUCCUCGGCUUGAACUUCUUGGCGGUCCUGCUGUACCAUACUCACGAAACUACAAACAAAAGUAUGAAUACUUUCGUUCACGUUUGCGUGCUCCACGUGACUCACAAGCCAAAUUUGAGAUCCGGGUCACUCGCGAAGGCGUAUUCGAAGACUCGUUUCGCCUUAUUUACGGGAUCAAGAAACCAGAGGUUUUAAUGCAUAGGUAG
Molecule: messenger RNA, 339 nt
Organism: Protopolystoma xenopodis
Lineage: Eukaryota; Metazoa; Platyhelminthes; Monogenea; Polystomatidea; Polystomatidae
Source: the annotation of a GenBank genome assembly